AUUUGUAUAUUUCCCCACACGAAAAUCCAACACGUUAAGCACACAAUUGUAAAUUUAUACACAAAUUUAUAUUUGAGAUAGAAUAGACUGCAGAAUGCUUACGCAGUUUUUGCCACAGAAAGGUUUGCUGCUGCUGCGGCGCUGGCAGCUGGGCAACUCGCCGCUCUUGCAGCCAAAUAAGGAUUACGCCGAGAUGAGGAAAAUCAGCCAGGAUGUCGGCAUGCUGAGUAAGAACAAGGCAGCAGCGACACCGGCGCCGGCCAAGGCUUGUGAGCAAAAGGCGCCGGUACCGCCGCCCGCGGGGAUGUUGUCCAAUACGAAAACGGAUUUUGGUCCGCUCACCGAUUGCGAUCGCAUCUUCCAGAAUCUGUACGGCCGGCUCGAUUGGCGGCUGAAGGGCGCUUGCGCGCGCGGCGACUGGUAUCGCACCGCCGAUCUGCUGGAGAUGGGCCCACAGUGGAUCAUGGACGAGGUGAAGCGCAGCGGGCUGCGGGGACGCGGCGGCAGCGGCUACUAUGCGGGCAGCAAAUGGGAGCAGCUGCAAAAGGUGGAAUCCAAGGACAAGAUACUCAUACUCAAUUGCGCCGAGGGUGAGCCGGGCACGUGCAAGGAUCGGGAAAUCCUGCGCCACGAGCCGCACAAAAUUAUCGAGGGAUGCCUGCUGGCCGGCUUUGCCAUGGGCUGCGAAAAGUGCAUCAUCUAUGUGCGGAAUCGUUUCUACAACGAGGCCUGCAAUCUGCAGUUCGCCCUGGCCGAGGCCUAUCGCUACGGCCUGAUUGGCUGCAACUCCUGCGACACGGGCAUCAAAUUUGAGAUACACGUGCAGCGCGGCGAUCGUUAUCUAACGGGCGAGGAGACGGCCCUGGUGAAUUGCCUGAUGGGCAAGCUGGCACGUCCGCGCAAGCGUCCGCCCUAUCUGCACGAGAAGGGCUACUUCGAUCAUCCCUCCACGGUCAUCAAUACGGAGUCCCUGGCCGUGGUGCCGACCAUCCUGCGACGCGGCGCCAAGUGGUUCACCAGUCUGGGACGCAACAUGAAUUUCGGCACCAAACUGUUCAACAUCAGCGGCCAUGUGCUGCAUCCCUGCACCGUGGAGGAGGAGAUGUCCAUGCCGUUGCGCGACAUUAUUGAGAUGCAUGCCGGCGGCGUUUGUGGCGGUUGGAAUAACUUGUUGGCCGUCUGGCCGGGCGGACUGUCCACCCCGCUGCUUGGCCGAGCGGCCGCCGAGGAGGUGCUCAUGGACUACGACGCCCUGGAGGCGAAGGGCAGCGAACUGGGCACCGGCGGCAUCAUAGUCGUCUGCAACGAUUGCGACCCGCUGCUCGUCAUGCAGCACACCAUCGAGUUCUACAUGAAGCAGACGUGCAAACAGUGUACACCGUGCCGCGAUGGCGCCAUCUGGCUGCCCGAGAUCUUCAAGAACUUCACCCGAGGCGAGUCUGUGCCGCACAUGAUGGACUUUAUCGAGGUCAUCAGCAAGACCAUGACCGGCACGACCAUCUGUGCCCUGUCCGACAGCCAGGCGAAUGUGGCCCGCGGACUCAUCCAGCACUUUGCGCCCUACAUCGAGGAGCGCAUCCUCGAAUAUAUCAACGAUGAUGGUUCAAGUUAAAACGGCAGCCGUGCAUGUAUCGUUUGUUGUUUGCCUAAUAAAUUGAUUUUCCAAUUGCAU
Messenger RNA from Drosophila novamexicana, 1672 nucleotides. It is a transcript of the gene ND-51L2, whose product is annotated as NADH dehydrogenase [ubiquinone] flavoprotein 1, mitochondrial. The transcript has a single exon. Bases 95 to 1612 code for a protein of 505 amino acids. Lineage: Eukaryota; Metazoa; Arthropoda; Insecta; Diptera; Drosophilidae. The record is from RefSeq and is a predicted model, not a curated record. Gene Ontology annotation, biological process: mitochondrial electron transport, NADH to ubiquinone. Gene Ontology annotation, molecular function: 4 iron, 4 sulfur cluster binding.